AUGUCCUCCGCGCGCGUGUCCGCGAAGGAUGUCGCGUCCCACAGGCCCGCCACGGCCCGGCCCCGCAGCACGGUGCGCGCCAGCGCCGCCGCAGCGCCGCCGUCCCUGAGCCUCAAGUACAACAAGCUCGGUUCCAGCGAUCUCCUCGUCUCCGACGUCACGCUCGGCACGAUGACGUUCGGCCAGCAGAACACCGAGAAAGAGGCCCACGAGCAGCUUUCCUACGCCGCCGACAUCGGAGUCAAUCUCUUCGACACCGCCGAGAUCUACCCCAUCGUCCCCGCGGCCGAGACGCAGGGCCGCACGUCCGAGUACAUCGGCUCCUGGCUCGCGUCCUCCGGCGCCCCGGCACGCGACAGCGUCUACAUUGCUACCAAGGUUGCCGGGCGCUCGACCGGCCUCGCCUGGGUGCCCGCGAACCGCACGGUGCCGCGCGGCGAGGAGCGGAACCCGCGCGUCGACGCGGCGUCGAUCGUCGCGGCCGCCGAGGCCGAGCUGCGGCGCCUGCGCACGGACUACCUUGACCUGCUCCAGAUUCACUGGCCGGACCGGUACGCGCCGCUCUUCGGGCGGAACCGCUACGAGAUCGGCGAGGCGUGGGAGGACGCGGUGUCCUUCGAAGAGCAGGCCGAGGCGAUGGGGAAGCUGGUGCGUGAGGGCAAGAUUAGGCACUGGGGGUUGUCGAAUGAGACGAGCUUCGGGGUGAUGCGGCACUGCCAGGCGGCGGACGCGGUCGGGGCGCCGCGGCCAGUGAGCGUGCAGAACCAGUUCAGUCUGGUGUACCGGACGUACGAGACGGAGAUGGCGGAGACGUGCGCGCCGCACAACUGCGACGUCGGCCUGCUGCCGUGGAGCGUGCUUGCGGGGGGCGCGCUGACGGGCAAGUACCUGGAGAACCAGGACGUGCCGGGACGCAUGAGCAUCUGGCCCAAGCGCUACGCGCGCUUCCAGCGUCCGGAGGUCAAGGCGGCGAUCGAGAAGUACGUGAAGAUCGCCAAGGACGCGGGGCUGACGCCGGCCCAGCUCAGCUACGCGUGGUGCCGCAGCCGGUGGUACGUGCCCACGACCAUCAUCGGCGCCACCACGAUGGAGCAGCUCAAGGAGAACAUGGUGGCCUUUUCGGUGGACCUGGACGCCGAGGUCCUCGAGGCGAUCGACGCGGUGCACCGCGAGAACCGCAACGUGUCGCUCCAGGACUGA
Messenger RNA from Pedinophyceae sp. YPF-701, 1200 nucleotides. The record is from the annotation of a GenBank genome assembly. NCBI's taxonomy places the organism in Eukaryota, Viridiplantae, Chlorophyta, Pedinophyceae.